AUGCCAGCAGCAGCAUUCCAUGACUAUCCCAAAUAUGCACCUGGUGCAGAGUUGCUUCCCAUCCCCUCAAAGCUAGGGGCCAACAUGACAACUGAGUCAAUGGCUGCUUCUCUCCCAUCUGAGAAGCCGCUUAUGGCCCCAGACUUGCAUGCCAACCCAGCAUUUGUCAAGAAGUAUGCUGAGCCUUACCAUACUGUGGUGAAGGAGCACAAGAGGUCCACCAGUCUUUCAUGCAAACUGGAGGAGGUCCUGCUACCCAUAUUGGGGAGUCUUGCCAAGCAGUUGGCUGCAGCACAGCACCCUGCUGAUGUGGUUGGCAAGCCCAGCACUUUGCUGGGAAAAGAGGCUGGUGACUUUGACAUGCCAGAUCUUGGAGAUUUGCCUCUUGCUGAUGGGAAUCAAGCUGAAGACCAGCAGAAGGCCAAAGAGAAGAUGGAGAGGGAGAUGGACAAGCUGGAGAAGCAGAGGGAAAAAGAGCAAGUGAUGUGGGAUGCUGCACCAGCCAUGGGCAAGGGGGGUGUAUGCAUGCAGACUAGCACAGGCACACCAUUUUAUGUUCAUACCCCUUUGCCAGUGGUCUUCAAUGACUACCCUCCCCAUAUCUCUGAAGAAGCGUUGUCUCCAGCUGCAGCAAUCCCUGAGAGCCUGCCACACCUGGACCUGCCAAGUUGA
Molecule: messenger RNA, 672 nt
Organism: Dacryopinax primogenitus
Lineage: Eukaryota; Fungi; Basidiomycota; Dacrymycetes; Dacrymycetales; Dacrymycetaceae
Exons: 1
Coding region: 1-672 (223 amino acids)
Source: RefSeq, a predicted model, not a curated record